This is a messenger RNA of Diospyros lotus (date-plum), 1900 nucleotides long. RefSeq names its product aspartate aminotransferase, mitochondrial. NCBI's taxonomy places the organism in Eukaryota, Viridiplantae, Streptophyta, Magnoliopsida, Ericales, Ebenaceae. Bases 103 to 1389 code for a protein of 428 amino acids. Gene Ontology annotation, molecular function: L-aspartate:2-oxoglutarate transaminase activity; pyridoxal phosphate binding. Gene Ontology annotation, biological process: biosynthetic process; amino acid metabolic process. Gene Ontology annotation, cellular component: mitochondrion. The record is from RefSeq and is a predicted model, not a curated record. The transcript is spliced from 10 exons.
UCACGUAUUUGGAAGCCGUACCACUUCAGACAUCCUUCUGUUUCUCUCUCUCUCUCUCUCUCUCCCCGAUCCCGACGUCUCCGUUACUCUCUCUGAGCGGCCAUGUCGUUUGGAACGGCCAUGUCGAGGCAACUCCUGAGGUGUUCGAGCGCCGCCACGCUGGGAGCGCCGAGGUCCAUGUCGUCGUGGUGGCGACACGUGGAGCCGGCUCCCAAGGACCCCAUUCUCGGCGUCGCCGAAGCCUUUCUCGCAGAUCCGAGUCCUAACAAAGUCAAUGUUGGAGUUGGGGCGUACCGUGACGAUAACGGGAAGCCGGUGGUGCUCGAGUGUGUUCGGGAAGCUGAGAGGAGGAUCGCCGGCAAUAUGAACAUGGAAUAUCUUCCAAUGGGAGGGAGUCUGAAGAUGGUUGAGGAAACACUGAAGCUAGCCUAUGGGGAGAAUUCUAAUUUGAUUAAAGAUAAGCGUAUUGCAGCAGUGCAAUCUCUAUCAGGGACAGGUGCAUGCCGCCUUUUUGCAGACUUUCAGAAGCGUUUUUCCCCUGAUUCUCAAAUAUACAUACCUGUCCCCACCUGGGCCAACCAUCAUAAUAUCUGGAGAGAUGCUCAUAUCCCUCAAAGGACGUUCCAUUACUACCAUCCAGAGUCCAGAGGGUUGAAUUUUCCUGCAAUGAUGGAUGACAUUAAGAAUGCACCAAAUGGUUCAUUCUUUCUGCUUCAUGCUUGUGCUCAUAACCCUACUGGAGUGGAUCCUUCAGAGGAGCAAUGGAGAGAGAUUUCAUACCAGUUCAAGGUUAAAGGUCAUUUUGCAUUCUUUGACAUGGCAUAUCAAGGUUUUGCUAGUGGUGAUCCAGAGAGGGAUGCAAAGUCUAUUAGAAUUUUUCUUGAAGAUGGUCACUUGAUUGGAUGUGCUCAAUCAUAUGCCAAAAAUAUGGGACUCUAUGGCCAGAGGGUAGGAUGCCUCAGUGUGGUCUGUGAAGAUGAAAAACAAGCCGUUGCUGUCAAAAGUCAGUUACAGCAGCUUGCCAGACCCAUGUACAGUAGUCCACCUGUUCAUGGUGCAGUGAUUGUUUCUAUCAUACUUAGUGACCCAGACUUGAAGAAGUUGUGGCUUAAGGAAGUUAAGGGCAUGGCUGAUCGAAUCAUUGGAAUGCGGACUGCCUUGCGUGAAAACCUUGAAAAGUUGGGAUCACCUCUAUCUUGGGAGCACAUAACUAAGCAGAUCGGAAUGUUCUGCUAUAGUGGGUUGACUCCCGAACAAGUCGAUCGUUUGACUAGCGAAUACCAUAUUUACCUGACACGCAAUGGUCGGAUCAGUAUGGCAGGCGUUACAACGGGUAAUGUGGGAUACUUGGCAAAUGCUAUCCAUGAGGUCACAAAAUCUGCUCAGUGAUGGAGACAUGGCAAAUACCAUCCAUGAGGUCAGAAAGUCUGGUUACUGACUUGUUAUAGGAACGUAGUAUACCUCCAUGAAAUAGUUUUACUAGGUCACCGUACCAUAGUACAUUGGCUUCCUGGGUAUCAGGAUUUUGACUGCUUUUAGGAAACAUUUCUGCACACCAAGUCCUUUACUGCUGUUUUUGCAAGAAAAUAAGAGGGGGAGAUGGAAACUUAAAAUAAGUAUGGAGAUAAUGCCAUUGAUGUGGACCAAUUGAACUAUUUGGUUCCUCCAUUUUUGCCUGUUGUUGGAGGAACCAUUAUUAUAAGAAAGGGAGGGGAUUGAGUUGAGGCCUCUCUAAAUAAUGUCCUAAGCAGAACAGUUGUAUUUAUAGGGAGACAGUCAGUUAUACCUAUGACUAGCUGUUUUAUGCGUAACUUGAUUUGCUCAUGAGAAUGUAAUGUAAAAGGUUAUAAAUGAUACAGCAAAGUAGAAAUCAAGCAAGCCUUCACUUGGGUAUUUGAGA